AUGAGAAACUUGACACAUGGUAAGAUAGAGCUGCCAGCUGCUAGCAAUCAAGUCUAUUUUGAAGUAAGGGAUACAGCGACUCCCAGGGCCAAAGCAGUAACCAGUCCUGCCCCUACAGCACCACACUACCCCUACAGUCACCACACUACCCCUACAGCACCACACUACCCAUACAGCCACCACACUACCCCUACAGCACCACACUACCCCUACAGCACCACACUACCCCUACAGCACCACACUACCCCUACAGCACCACACUACCCCUACAGCACCACACUACCCCUACAGUCUCCACACUACCCCUACAGAACCACACUACCCCUACAUUCACCACACUACCCCUACAGUCACCACACUACCACUACAUUCACCAUACUACCCCUACAUUCACCACACUACCCCUACAGCACCACACUACCCUUACAGCACCACACUACCCCUACAGCACCACACUACCCCUACAGCACCACACUACCCCUACAGCACCACACUACCCCUACAACCCCCAUACAGCACCACUACCUCUACAGUCCCCACACUACCCCUACAACCCCCACACUACCUCUACAGUCCCCACACUACCCCUACAGCCCCCCCCUAUACUACACUCCCCUACAGUCCCCACACUACCCCAACCCCCAACCCCCACCCACACUACCUCUACAGUCCCCACACUACCCCCCCACUACAGCCCCCACACUACCCCUACAGCACCACACUACCCCCAUACAGCACCACACUACCCCUACAACCCCAUACAAUCCCCAUACUACCUCUACAGUCCCCACACUACCCCUACAACCCCCACUACACUACCUCUACAGUCCCCACACUACCGCUACAACCCCCACACUACCUCUACAGUCCCCACACUACCCUACAGUCCCCACACUACCCCCCCUACAACCCCCAUACUACCUCUACAGUCCCCACACUACCCCUACAACCCCCACACUACCUCUACAGUCCCCACACUACCCCUACAACCCCCAUACUACCUCUACAGUCCCCACACUACCCCUACAGCACCCACUACCCCUACAGCACCACACUACCCCUACAACCCCCAUACUACCUCUACAGUCCCCACACUACCCCUCCCCACAACCCCCACACUACCUCUACAGUCCCCACACUACCCCCCACACUACUACAACCCCCACACUACCUCUACAGUCCCCACACUACCCCUACAACCCCCACACUACCUCUACAGUCCCCACACUACCCCCACAACCCCCAUACUACCUCUACAGUCCCCACACUACCCCUACCCCCCACAACCCCCCCCUACACUACCUCUACAGUCCCCACACUACCCCUACAGCCCCCACACUACCUCUACAGUCCCCACACUACCCCUACAGCACCACACUACCUCUACAGUCCCCACACUACCCCUACAACCCCCAUACUACCUCUACAGUCCCCACACUACCCCUACAACCCCCACACUACCUCUACAGUCCCCACACUACCGCUACAACCCCCACACUACCUCUACAGUCCCCACAUUACCCCUACAGCACCACACUACCUCUACAGUCCCCACACUACCCCUACAACCCCCAUACUACCUCUACAGUCCCCACACUACCCCUACAACCCCCAUACUACCUCUACAGUCCCCACCCCACACUACCCCUACAACCCCCCCCCAUACUACCUCUACAGUCCCCACACUACCCCUACAACACCACACUACCUCUACAGUCCCCACACUACCCCUACAGCACCACAUUACCCCUAGAGUCCCCACAUUACCCCUACAACUGGUGUUAUAGAAUAACAGAGAGCAAGGAGAGGGCAGUUCAAAUACAACUGGUGUUACAGAAUAACAGAGAAUGA
This is a messenger RNA of Oncorhynchus tshawytscha (Chinook salmon), 1851 nucleotides long. Its product is annotated as extensin-2-like. The transcript has a single exon. The record is from RefSeq and is a predicted model, not a curated record. Lineage: Eukaryota; Metazoa; Chordata; Actinopteri; Salmoniformes; Salmonidae. The coding region runs from base 1 to 1851 and encodes 616 amino acids.